GCCCAUAUUCAGUUCACCCUCAUCAUUUAGGGUUUCUGUCUACAACGCAAAGUACACUCUCUUUCGACAGGUCGACCAAAUUACUUUUUUACCUGGAGAUCGACUCUUUCCACAAACAUGGCGGAGAGAGGCGCUGGAGAUCGUGGAGGCUUUGGCCGUGGAUUCGGAGGCCGUGGCCGUGGAGGGGAUAGGGGAGGUCGUGGGCGAGGUGGCCGCCGAGGCCGCCGUGAUAAUGAGGAGAAGGAUUGGGUGCCAGUGACAAAGCUCGGCCGUCUUGUGAGAGAUGGAAAGAUCAAAUCUGUAGAACAAAUCUACCUACAUUCUCUCCCAAUUAAGGAGUAUCAAAUCAUCGAUAUCCUGAUAGGUCCCAGUCUAAAAGACGAGGUGAUGAAAAUCAUGCCGGUGCAGAAACAGACCCGGGCAGGACAGAGAACAAGGUUCAAGGCGUUUGUGGUUGUCGGCGACGGCAACGGGCACGUAGGACUCGGGGUCAAGUGCUCGAAGGAGGUGGCUACUGCCAUUCGUGGCUCUAUUAUCUUGGCCAAGCUGUCGGUUAUUCCAGUGAGGAGAGGGUACUGGGGGAACAAGAUUGGGAAGCCACACACUGUCCCCUGUAAGGUCACCGGAAAGUGUGGUUCUGUCACGGUGCGGAUGGUUCCUGCUCCUCGUGGAGCUGGGAUUGUUGCUGCCCGGGUUCCCAAAAAGGUGCUCCAGUUUGCUGGUAUUGAGGAUGUCUUCACGUCCUCGCGUGGAUCCACGAAAACCCUUGGGAACUUUGUCAAGGCAACUUUUGAUUGUCUUUUGAAGACUUACGGGUUCCUUACUCCAGACUUAUGGAGGGAGACUCGGUUUUCUAAAUCUCCUUUCCAAGAGUACACUGAUCUUUUGGCUAAGCCAACUGCCAAGGUUGUCCAUGUGGUGGAGGAUGCUGAGGCUGCCUGAGCUUAGAGUGCUGUGUUGUUAUGGUAGGAUUUUUCAUUAUCAAAUAUCAAUUUAAAUUUUCAUCUAUUUUCAAGAGAGUGAUAAGUGUACUGUUUUAUUGAGGAACUGUUUGUUUAUCCAAAUUGGACAGGAUACUUGAUUAAGUUUUGCCUUUAUUGUAGUGAUUCUUUUGGCAUA
Molecule: messenger RNA, 1119 nt
Organism: Olea europaea var. sylvestris
Lineage: Eukaryota; Viridiplantae; Streptophyta; Magnoliopsida; Lamiales; Oleaceae
Product: 40S ribosomal protein S2-3-like
Exons: 2
Coding region: 118-942 (274 amino acids)
Biological process (GO): translation
Cellular component (GO): cytosolic small ribosomal subunit; ribosome
Molecular function (GO): RNA binding; structural constituent of ribosome
Source: RefSeq, a predicted model, not a curated record